This is a messenger RNA of Paramuricea clavata, 18882 nucleotides long. The record is from the annotation of a GenBank genome assembly. NCBI's taxonomy places the organism in Eukaryota, Metazoa, Cnidaria, Anthozoa, Malacalcyonacea, Plexauridae.
UACGCAGACAUGAGACAUCACAGAAAAGUAGAAAACAGACCGAUGUGAGCAGUGAAAUGAUGAUUUCAAUCGAAGGCAUACGAUAGAAUGUUUUAUUGUUUUUAAAACUAUGGAAGCUUCUUGUACUAGUGCUUCUCUGUUUGCUGGGGCUGAUGUCGAAACUGAUUGUUUGACGUUUGUUGAGGAAAUUCCGCGAAAGGAAGUGCAGCAAAUUGAGGUUAGAACAUAUUAAAAUUUAAUAUAUAUAAAACUACUUUAUACAGUAAUACUAUAUAAAAUAAACAUUGAGCUUGUAUGUAAUGUUUAAAUACAGUAUUACGUUUACUCCUUAAUCAUAUUCCCUCCAAACGUCAUUUUUGUGCAGUACAACUCACAACUGCACAAGAGAUUUUUUAUUAAACCAUUAUAUAUCACCCUCUCCCCCAUUUUGAUGUGGUAAAAUUGUUGUAAAAUUAUUAAUACUACUGUCCUAUAAGUUAUUCAUAUUAAAUAGUUAUGUCUCAAUCAAUUCCAUGCAUGCCCGGCCUCUUUCUGCAGGUCCUCCCUGAGGUGGGGAAUUUGUUUGAGGCUAAAAGCUGAAUGUUUGUCGCUUGCUUCAGAAGCCAUUUAACCGUAUUUUGGUACAUGGCAAUGGUGUUACAAUGAAAGUAAUUUGAGCAUUUUCAUGUGAAUGGUUAGCGAUCUAUUGUUGCAAUUAUGCCUAAAAUAAAAAUAAGUUAUCAUGGCGCUAAAAACCCCCAUAAAUGUGUCAUUGACAAAAAAAUUCAGUGGUGGAUCCAGCAAGGUUUUUUUAGGGGAGUGCUGGGCGGGCAGCCAAGCACACCGAACACAGCACUGGCCAGCAGCAUAUUGUCAUGAAAGUGCAUUUAGUAGUUUCUUGUUUACAAUUUACAGAUAUGUUGAAUAAAUAUAAUGAAUUAAUUAUGUAAAAUAUAAAUCCCCGAUUCUCUUGAUAUAUGCUGUGAUUGUGUGAAAGACAAAAUGGAAAUUUUUCACAUUUGAAUAUUUGAUUGCUUUUGUAAUUUUUAUUUCAUAUCAAAUACUUAAUCAAAGUAUCAAACUAAAAAUUACUAAAUUUUAAACCUAAUAUUUUGAACUAGUGAUGUGGUACUGCCUUGAAUUCCAAAACUUAAGUUAGUCUAAGACUGAUAACAAACUUUGAAUACCUCAAACAUUUACCCUCUCUGCACUCCCCUGUUGACCAUACAACAGGUGGUCACUUCCAUAAAUCCACCACUGGACAUAUUUGUUGUUUGUACACACAUGCAAUUAGCAAAUAAAACCUGCUCGUCUAUCAUUUUAAUCGGCUUAAUUAAACACCCUUCCAGAUGUUAAUCAUCUUGGUUAUAGACUUCUUUCUUGUUGACAUAUAUGUUGCUUUAUUUCACCACCCGUUUAAUAUUGUUAUAUUAAGUUUUUGAAACUUCACUUUUUCUUAUAUAUUAAGGACGAAGUAUUUGAAUGAAAGGAAAUGUUAAAUAAUAGAUGUACAGUUGUAUUGUGAUAAUUAAAUACAGUGAAGUUGAGUUUGAGAUUGGGUUGACCCGCUGGGCCUGCAUUCAAUCUUCUGGUUCAGAAAUGUUACAUAUUAUAAUUGUUUGCUAAAAAACUGUUAUUUUGUCUCAAGGGUGGGGCAUUUGCAUCAAUUUUAAGUCUCUUCAGUGGGGAUUUUGUAUCAAUAUUUUUACCCCACGGCCACAGUGGGGCAUUUGCAACGUUUUUCUUCUAAAUGUCAAAUGCCCGGGGGGUUGGGGGGGGGGGGGAUGGGCAGGCCAGUGACCUCCAUGUCUUUUAUUUGGAACGAUAACAUGUGGGAGAAACGUGAUGCCAAAUCCACUUCACGCUAACGCCAGUGUGUUGACACGUGCUGAUUCGUGAUAGACCACACGGUGAUAGCGUAUAAGGGGACUGAAACUGACAUACUAUAUAUGGCAUGCAUGCAAUGGACCGCGCGGUGAUGGCAUAUAUAAAAGGGACUGAAACUGACAUACUAUAUGGCGUGGAGGGCUGACGUAUGCCACUGCUCAUGCGAGGCUUCACUUUUUAACUGACAAAUGACUUCAGGAGUGUUAUAUUAAUAUUGUUCCAGGUAAAGAAAAUAAAUUGAGUUCACUGGCCCAGGCUUGGAAUUGAUUGAGAUAUUAUCAUAGACAAAAAAUUGCCGUUGAUAUUUUACGAUUGACAUGUUUUCUAAUUUUACGAUCGAUUGACAUGUUUUCUAAAAUGGCAAUUUGAAGAUGGCUGUUAUUGCUAGUGGAUUAUUUGUACAGAACAUUUGCAAAAUGAUGCACUUAUCAAUUCUUUCCCCAACAGGGGGAGUACAUGCAGGCAUACCCUGGGGCAAUUACUGUAAAAUUUUGGAAAAUGUUACUAGUCAAUAAUCCCCACUCAAGAGUUAUAUGGAACUGUCAAUUCAUGUUGAAUGCCCCUGCAUGGAUCAGAAUUACAGCAUUUUUGGUUUUUUUAAACAUUUUUGGAAUACCAAUUUUGACCAUGUGCAGCAGAUUGGUCAAUGAAAAACCUUGUUACUUCAACUAACUCAGUGAUUUAUCAGUGGGUGAAAAACAUUAAAAUUCUUCACCCUUGGGAUAGAAAAAAAUUAUACAAAAAUCCCCUACAAUUGCCCCCCCCCCCCCACCACCAAAAAAAUAAAUUAGAAGACCAUGAAAAUUUGGGCAAAUAUCAGGAAAAAUGUAGACAAUUCGGGCAAUUGUACCACAAAAUAUGUUAAAUUCAGAUAAUUUCAUUGGGACUGCUUGUUAACAGUAAUGCAGUGGUUAAUGAUUUAGCACUUGCUGUCAGUGUUUGAACAAUUGACUUAAUACUUAAUAUUUGCUUGGGGUUGUAAAGUAUAUGCAUCUCUCUUUACUGUUGCUUGGCACAUCUACAGUACUUCAUCUUGGCCAUUAAGAGCCUUGUUUUUUCAUGAUUGACACAUUAUGCUUUAACUGCUGUUGCGUACAUGAAAAUGAGGCUCUGUAUAUAGCCAAAUUAAGUGAUGUACCUUUCGGAAGGGUGUAUAUUCCAAUUGGAAUUCCAAGUAGAGUUCUUCAUAUGGGAUGUGCAAUUUGUUGUUUCCACUAAAGCUUUAUUUUUACAUUCUACAUGCUGUCUUAAAAGAAGUUUGACUUGGCUAAGUGGUUGUCAUAUAUGACAAAAGCAAACUAUAUUGUCAAGUAUUAACCCUGUUAAAGUCAUCACACAUUUAAAAAAUGUUUUUUAACCAAUACGUACAUCCUGAAUACGUAAGUCACACAGUAUACUUCUGUAUUUGCAAAAUGCAGAUAUAAUGCCACUGUGCACUUACAUUAUUUUAUGUGUUAGCUUGGAGCCAAUCAGCAUCAACCUUACAAUAGCCAAUCAGCAAUUAGCUUACAAUGUCAUAAUUAAUGUUACUAAAUACAAUGAUGUAAAUUAUGGAACAAGGAAAACCUAUGAAAGAGUUGACAGUGUUAUUUGUGGGUUAACCAGGGAAUGUUAACCAGUCUGAGAGUGUUUUUAAUGUAUAGAAAAUCAGUGUGCACAGAGUCAUAACAUGACUAAUAUACUUUUAGGGGUUGUUCUGCCCUUUGCGUUUGAUUACAGACACAUUUUAAAGACCACUUUUCUAAUCAAUCAUACAGACAAAAUUUGCGAACAACGUAAACAAUGUUGUUGUAAUUGUUGAUGGCAGUUUUUGUGGUGUUUUAUACUGCAUGAUCGACAUGUGCAAAGCGCUUUGAUCGUGUUUGUUCAGGAAACCACGAUUAAAAUGUUUCAUUGAAAGACCGACGAACUGACAGACUACAACAAGUGUACCAAUGGUGGCCAUGGUAAUUAAAACAAACAGGAUUUUGGUGAUUUGCCCAACAUCCUGAUACUUGCCCGCACACCUUACAUUGGCAUCACCUUUUAGUAUAUAUACAUGAACUCGUGGUUAGAGUUUGACAACUGGCCUCUGUAGCUCAGUUAGUUAAAGCGCAGCACUGGAAUCACAGGACCGCAGGUUUGAUUCCUGCCAGCGGGCCUAUAUUGUUGUUUUUUUGCAACUGCAACUGGUUAGGUCUAAUAAAUGUAGAAAGCUAAGUUUACACUCAAAAUUUCCAUGUACAAAACCCUAAAAAAAACCCCCCUACUAUCAAUAUUAAUAAUAUACAUGAAAAUAUUUCUCAAUUCUGAUUGGCUAAGAGCAGUGCAAUUUUUUCGAAAUAUAGUGCCGAAAAAUGAAAUACAGUGCAAAAAAAGAAACACAGUGCAAAUUUCAUUGACUAUUUAGGCUUUCUGAUUGGCUUGUAAAAUAUGAAACAAUAACAAAGAUAGCCAAUAAAAUACAGCAAUUUCCAGCAGAAAUAAUACAAAAAACAAAAACAAAAACAUAAAUUAUUUCCAUGCAGUGCUCUCACAAUCAAAUUUUCGAAUUCCUUAGAAAAAGCUCGAAAAUUCCUCAGAUUUCCUUAAAAUUCCUUAAAUUGGUAAAAUUACCAGAAGGCCUGAUCACACAGUUGCAAAAAGUGUUUUUUCCCUCCUUUUUUCUGUUUUUCAGUUUUUAUAACCUUGUUUCUAAGCACUAAAAAUUGAAAACAUUUGAUUGUUAGCGUAAUGCCAUAAAGAAAACAUUCAACAUGAUGUAUUUUUGAUCGUUGUUGCAUGAAGAGCUUACAAUAUCUGUAGAUUUCAGAAGAAACAGCAUAUACUGACAUUUAAUUUUUGAGAAUUUUAAUGAAAAGACCAGUGGUCCGCACUUUACAAAAUAUUGGGGGAGGGACGGAAAAAUUUUAAAAUUUGAAUCCCGGAAAUGGCAUUUGCAGCGUUCUGAGAACACAUUUUGUAAAAAACUAGGGUUUCAAAACACUGUUUUAAGUUUUAGUUAUAAAUCACAUGCCAAGCCAUGUACAGAAACAUAUACUAUUAUAUUAUGAUGACAAUUACGUUAUAUGAGUGUGAUUUGUGUUAUUUGGUACUGGAACCAAAUUGGUACUGGAACCAAAUUGGUACUGGAAUAUGGCCCGAACAUUUAUGACAUAGAGAACAUACGAAUAUUUAACAAUUAUGGCGAGGUGAUUAUCGGUGAAUAAAAACCGAGACGAAGUCGAGGUUUUUCACGAUAAUCACCGAGCCUGAGGUGAAUAAUUGUUUUAGUAUAAUUUCAUAGGUGAUUAUUUGGAAAAAAAUAAGAAAAUACACAUUUCUUUGUCAUUUAUUAAAUUGACAAAAAGGCUUCGGCCGCCAUUUUGAAAAUCGCUCAGGUGAUUAUCGCGUAAUAAUCACCUCAACGGCAACCAAUCAGCGUGGAGAAUUUUCAAUAAUCACCUAUGUAAUUAUACUAAAUGUAAUUAUGUGCGUAUAAUGUUGCUACUUUCAAGUUUAAAUCUCAUUUGCGUGGCGUGGUUAUCCUCCGUCCAACGUUUUUAGUCCAGGAUAAAAUCUUUCGGAAAUUCCUUAAAAAAAUCCUCAAAAACCUAAAUUCCUUAAAAAAAUCCUUAAAACUCUUCAAAAUUCCUAUUUUUAAGGAUAAUUCCUUAAAAGUGAGAGCACUGUUUCCAUGUGACUUACGCACGUGACUGGACUUAUUAAUAAGUUAUAGUAUGGUUUCUUGUGCAAUUUGAAAAACAUACACUCCCAAUGUACACUCGUGAGUUUUUCAAAGACUUCAAAUUGCACUCGUCCUUCGGACUCGUGCAGUUUUGAUAGUCUUUGAAAAACGCACUCGUGCAUGUUUUUUUUUUUCAAAUUGCACACAAAACCAUACUAUUAUAAACACCGCGGAAAAACGUCUGCGCAUGCGUCAACCUUACCUGUAAUAGUAUUGCGAACUUGAUGAGAAGCUGUUCCGAACGUUUCCGAAGGCUCAAAAUGGCGGCAAAAAGGAGUGACUUCAUUGUGCGUCUUUACAGCCAGAUUUCAAGCGCAAAAAUAACCAUGUCAUUCUAAAAACUAGGAAUAAAUACAGCCAGAAGGUUCAAGAAAUUGUAUUGUACUAGAACAUGAACUAAAGGUGAUUGUUGACAAAUUUAUCGUCUGAAACAUUUUGUUUAUCAACUAAGCAACGACAAUUUCCGAAUUUUCGUUUGAGAUACAUUUCUUUAAAAAAAACUGUGUCGCCAAAUAUAAAAAAAUUUCGUGUUCACAAUAAUUAAACUUUAGGAUUUAUUCUACAAUUUGAGUGGGUUAAGAAGCUUAACUUUUCGAGAGUGUUCUUAACUUUUGAGUUUGAAUUUUUGUUUUGAAUAAUUUUGCAAAUAUUUUCGAAGUCGUGUCCGUUAAAAUCAACAAUUUUUUACAUGAAUUAUAUUUCAUUCCAUACUUUAAAUGCCAGGACGCUUUCAAUUAAUAUCUAGUCUACCCAUUUGCUAUAUUUUCUCGUUUGUUUUACUAAUUUUUGACCAAUUAAUACGCAUGUUUUUGUUUUAGAAAUUGAUAUUCAAAUUCCCCGCCAUAUUUUCAUAAUUUGGUGCAUGCGCAGACGUUUUUCCGCGGUGUUACUAUUAUAUACCUAUACAAACUAUCAGCUACAAUUAUUCCAAAUUACUAAAAUUUAUAGAUUGUUGGCCGUGGUGCUUUUGGUGUUGUUCAUAAAGCCAAAUGGCGUGGGAAUAUUGUUGCAGCGAAGACACUGGAGGCGGAGAACGAACAGAACGCAUUCACAAUUGAGGUUAGUUUGUGAUUGGCCGACACAAAUUUUCCGUCGGAAAAAAGUUUUGAAAAUUUUCAACUCAUACUGUCGUUCCAAUUGAAGUGUUCCUCAAAUAUUGAUUCAAUACAUUACCUCAGGCUGACCAAUUCAUUUCAUCAAGUUCCUCGAGAUAUUCAUACAUUUCCUGUGAAAGAGGCAAUUCCAAGUAUUUGAUAAUUUCUGGUCACUUCCUUUCUAUUUAUGAUUGGUUAGUUGCACAAACAACAAAGGUGAUUGGUGCAUUCAAACUAUUCAACAGGAAGUUUACAAUUAUACUAGGAAGUGUAUGAAUAUUUCGAGGAACUUGAUCAAAUGAAUUGGUCAGCCCGAGGUAAUGUAUUGAAUCAAUAUUUGAGGAACACUUCAAUUGGAACGACAGUAACAAUGAUAUUUUCGGAAAAUGUUCUGUCUGUGGAAAAUUUUCCUGAGUGGAAAUGGGCCUUUAGUGCCAUGCAAUUGGUUGCAAAUUUUAGCAAGCACUUUCUUGAAAAUUGUAAGCAUCCAAUGUCAUUUUGAAAAGGGAAAGCCAUCAAUACCAUGUGAAUUUCUAUUUUUCCCCGUUUGACGAUGAGCAAAUUAAAGCUGCGCAAAAAUGUUUAAUUUUUUGGUGAGCGAAAGUGUAACUCCCGAUCGUGCAGAUUUGAAGCUGAACGAAAAUGAGUAUUGGGCAAAUAUGAAAACAAGUGAGGUAUUUGUAAUUUCCUAUGUCAUGUUUGUUAUUUAGGCACAGCAGAUGUCAAGGGUAAAGCAUCAGAAUAUCAUCAAGUUGUAUGGAGUAGUACAUAAUCCUGUAAGUACAAUUUACUUGUGUUGUAUUGUAUAUAUACAUGUACAAACGCGAGAGUUAUGCAAUAUGCGAUACAACAUGCACAGCGGCAAAUGUUGUAAAUGGCUUGUGAAAUGUACUGUAAGGAUUUCAACAGUUGCGUUUUAAGUAAUUAUUCAAAAAGAAGUGAUUUUAAUUAAAUGAGAAAAUCGAGGAAAAAGUUUAUGCAAUUAAAUCUGGAGAAUUUUGUAUAUGUUGAUACAACACCUCAUUAAACAUUGAUUUCGUUUUAAUUUACUUGAACUGUAAAUAAGCAGUUGUAAAUCUCAGUAAAAUUGAAAACAUUGACGCCAUGUUGCAGUAAGCAAAGUCAUAUGCACCUCACAACAUUUUCAAAAUUCGCAUGCACCGUGUUGAAAUAUCGUAAGCAAUAAAUUGAUAUAUAUACUUUAAACUUAUAAGCAUGUCCAAACAUCAAAAACAGGCUGUUGCCAAAGACUGUCAUCGCAGUCGCUAUAGUCUCCCAUGGACAUCUGUAAUCGAAAACGACCUUUGGAGGUGUUGCAUGGUUACGUACAGUUUACGCAGAAUAUAUAGCAUUGCUUUGGAUCACAUUAUCACAGACUGCUUACAUGCAGUAACAUGCUUGAUGCUUAAAUAUAAUUCUUUAACAAUUUGUUUUUAAAGAUUUGUCUUAUUAUGGAGUUUGCUGAAGGCGGAUCAUUAUAUAAUUGUAAGUUGUUUGUUCAUAGACCUUUAUAUAAUAUUCGUAAAUGGCACCGAAUUCCAGCAUAUUUCUUAAAUGGAUAUGAUCUCGUUUGAAAGUUAAGAAUAUUAAUUCUUCUCAGUUAUUUAGAUGGAAUAGAUUCAGGUAUCUGCUUAAAAUUUAACAUGGACAAAUUUCAAUAUAAUAUUUUGAGUCUGAAGAAGAUUUUGUACAUGCAUUAAAUAUUUGAACAGCUAAAAUAUUUUCAUUUUUCUUAAUCAAUUUACGUUAUGAAAACCAAAAUUUCGGGAUUUUACCAGAAUACCACAAACAAUACAAAUGUAUCAAGUAAUGAAAUUUCCUUACCAACUAUUUUAUGAUAUUGUUAAAUUAACCGAGAAAAUCGAACUGAAGAGUAAAGGUUAUGUAAACGAAAUCUGUAUCCGAUGUAGAGAUAUUGGUUAAACAUUAAUUUCUUUUGAAUUUCCUUAUAAAUUAUUAAUGAUAUUUUAAAGUACUGUACUGUUUUAAUUCGGUGCCUUUUGGCUAAUCAUUACCAUCCACAGUAGAAAUACUGCAAUAUUAUAAAAUUAUACGUAUAUAUGUGAAUACGGCGCGGUUAGCUCUAUAAGUAACAAUUCUGUAUUGUGUGCCUCCAUUGUUAAAACACGACAUACGUUGUGGAACCGUUUAGAAACAGACAAAGUCAUUUAACGUCACUUUAUGUGUUCUAUUCGGGUUGGCUGUACUAAUAAAAUCAAUACAAAACAGCAAUCAAGUCAAAAGUUGCAGGUAGUCAGAACAGUUGAGAACAAUCAUGUGACCAUGUUUUGCAUCAUUUCAUUUGCUUUCCGAAAAUCCGGAGCACUCCGAGCGGUUACCUAUAAUGGAGCAACUUUGCCCCAUUAAAUUCGAAAAUUAAAACAAACAUAACUGUAAUUAUGUGACGAUGAGAAUUUGAUAUAUAAAUGAUUAGCAUUAAGCCCCAUACGGACGAGAAAGUUUUCCUUGACAAGUUUUCUUGACAACUUUACCUUCUCGUGUGGACGGUCGACAUGCAAGUUUUCCUUGACAAGUUCCUUGACAAGUUUUGUUGCUCGUGUGUAAGGAAUGUUGUUAAACACCUCAUGUCAAGGCCGUCGUUUGUUAGACCAAACCAUUUCUUGUACACUUGUCAACUUUUCCUUGGCGGCUGCCCGCGCACGAACAUUUUCCUUGUCCAAAAGCUGGCAUGACUAGCUUUUGAACAAGGUUCCUUGGCAAGAAAAUACAAACUAAAACUUGUCAAGGAAAAAUUGCCCGUGUGUAUGAGACUUUAGUGUACGGAUUAUGGUUAUAGUUGGGAUUAAUGUUACGAUUGGGAUGAGAAAGUUAAAUUGAGAUUGUUAAUAUAUGGAAAUUGACGCAAAAUCGUGAAGUACAACCAUAGAAAUAAUAGAUAUAGAAUGCGUACUUGAUCACGAAUCAUGUCUCCACCUUUUCUCAUGCGUGCCCUUAUAAAUCCGCCAUGUUUGAAUUUGACUAGGAGUGCAAACUACAAAGUAUAAACAAAGCUAAAACUACGUUUUCAUCGUCAAAACGUUUAUCUUGUUGUCUAAUUUGUAGUUUGGGGAUGGAUUUUGAGAUUUUUUGAAGGCACAAACUGUCAAAGCAAAUGUGCAGUUACAAAAACGGUGAAAAUCGUGCAGCCUUGUAAACAAAGUAUUUUCGCCGGUUUCUCGAAAUUUACUCAUAAAACAUUUUUGCAUGCUUUGAACGUCACUACUGUCACUGUUUUGCUAAUAUCUUAAAAGAUUACAAAAUAAUAGUUCUUUCUUCGUCGGGUUUCGUUUUUCUUUGAUGUAAACGAAGGUUUUUUAUUUUUUUGAAACAAAAAUAUUUAGUUGUCGAUAGACUGUAAAUUGUCUAAAUAAUCGUCGAAAACUAUGGUUUCAAAAGCGUUGCCUCAAGCUCAAGCAACACAGAAAAAUGUGAAAAGUAAUUGUGUAAGUUUAAAAAGAUUACUGAACUUCAUUUAUAUUAUAUUAUAUUAUAUUAUAAAAACGUUGAAAUAUUUAUAGAACAUACCUAUUGAGUUUGAGUUUGUCUUGAUCUUUCGGGUUUUGUUUUGCCUUGCACAACAACGUUGAAAAUUUAUUUUUAAACGAUGAUUUCUGUAUAUAUUCUGUUCAGAACUGUUGCUUUUCGUAAAAAAGCCCACUAGAAUGGGUUUUUAGACACUUUUUGCACUUUUUUUUCCAUUUUAAGUCUCGAUAUAAAAUUUUUGCAAACUUUGCAUUUGAAAAAACAAUUUGCACUCUCUGCAACCGCGCGAAAUUCCCACUGAAAUUCCCUGCCGCCUGGGAGUCUGGGAACCAAAAUGCCCUUAUAAAUCCGCCAUUUUGUGCAGACAAAUUUUUCACUGAGAAAAGAUAGGAGUACGCAUUCUAUAUCUAUUAUUUCUAUGAGUACAACCCAUCAGUGUUGAACUGUAUAAUUCUUGGCUUUGUGAUGAUUAUACAAACUUUAUUCGUAAUUUCCUUUUUAUUGUGGUUUCUUUUCCAGUGCUACAUGGCUGGGAGAAUUGUAAAGCGUGUCCUGAGUACACAGCUGCUCACGCUAUAAGCUGGGCACUGCAGUGUGCCAUGGGCGUGGAAUAUCUACAUGGGACAAAACCAAAACCCAUCAUUCAUCGAGAUCUGAAACCUCCCAAGUAAGAACAAUAAACUAAAACUAAACUAGACAGUUUUAAGUAAUGUAGUAAGUACGAAGAGGGCAGCGUAGGAGUCUUUUCCCUUUUCACUUGCGCUGGACCAGGGAGACGUUUCUGCUGAAGCGGAGCACCACACCUGUUGUCAGUUCCCAGUAACGCAUAGUCCAGUUUACCUGAAACCAUGCUACUCAUACCCUGAGUUGGCUCGAUUUGCAGAUAAAUGCUCUACCGACUGAGCUAUAUCCUGGACGAACAGUUCUAACUGUAGUAAAUUGGUCUCGCCAUAGAGCAGUUGCACUCAUUCCCCAGGGACCAACUCAACAAAAGCCAUGGCGGCCAUGCUGGUGUUCCAGACAAAAGAGUCUAAUUAAAAUUCUUUUGAAUUGGAACACCAACAUGGCGGCUGUGACGUCAUGUGCAAACGCUCUAUAGUCCAAGUUUCGAGCCAUCCCUUAUUGAAUCCAGCUUACUACACCAGGGAAACCAGGAGUGCUUGGUAGAGUCAAGAUGGGAAUAUGGCGAAGUUAUAAUAAUUUAGGUAUAAUAUGAUCCUGUACUGAUUCCAGGUUGUGGGGAAGAAAUUGCAUGCUCGUGCUCACAUAAUUGACAACACAAAAUUCGUACAUGGGAGUUUUGUACGAAAACUGAACCCUCGUUCUAGCGUUCUUUGUAACACGAAAGUUUAUCGCACUGCGACUUUCACUAUGCUCUCUUCCAAUGAGAUACAAGAAAACAUGAUCUUUGAAACUUGGUACGCACGCAAAAACACACAGCUUGUAACUAACGUGCAGAAGACUGUACCGAUGCUGUCCCAACAAUUACUUGUUUAAUCAUGUAUUAGGAUGUGUUCGCACUGCUUUUUCGCAGCUUGUUGACAAGUUGUCAACGACUUGUUGACAAUUCGCUGCAAGGCUGUUGACCCCAACAGAAGCACCUGCAAAAAACCUAUACUCCACUUCCCCCUCCCCGUAAAGUCAAACACAACGUCUCUUAGUUGUACAACAGUAUCGUAAUAUAGUAUUGUUUUUCUUUUUAAAGUUUGCUAUUGGAUAGCACGCACACUCAGUUAAAAAUUGGCGACUUUGGCACGGCAUGCGAUAUGCAAACCUACAUGACGAACAACAAGGGAAGUGCAGCAUGGAUGGCGCCUGAAGUAUUUGAAGGUAUACUUUGUUAUUUCCUAAUAUGGACGUAGAGUAUUAUGGGCUUUGUAAAAUGUUUCUAAGUCAAAAUGUGAUUGGCUGAUUUGUGAGCACGUGGCUUUAAAUAUAUGGCAUGCAGUAGAUCUUUUGGGAUCACCAUUAAGGCUUUGAAGCCUGGAAAAGACGUUUUUGCAAGUUGCUAUAUAAGCUAGUCUCCUUCGCAGACGUUCUUAUUGCUCCAACUCUCGCUAACGAACAUCUGCUGAACUGAGCUACACAUUCCAUUCUCUUUGUUUCAGGCGCCAAUCAUAUUGCAGUGAUUCAUAGAACAAUCAGAAGCCUUCUUUUGUUAGUACCCUAACCCAAUCAGAAGCCUUCCUUUGUUAGUAAUUCGUGCAAUUACUCGGUAACUUUCACUUCCCGAAAUUCAGAAGGUCGCUGUGAUUGGCGAUUCGAGAGAACGUGCAGCUCAGUUCAACAGACGUUCGUUUGCUAGGGUUGGAGCAAUAAGAACGUUUGCGAAGGAGACUACUAUACAUAAUAACCAUGCCCCAAUUAAGCAGUGCUCCUUGGCGAAAUUAAGGAUUUUAUGUGGGAAAGUGAUCGCUUAGAACGUAAGGCCAGGGUCAAACGUCGAACUUUUCAUGUGCCGAACCUAAUGCAAAUGAAGUGAUACAAAGAAUUUAGCUCAUUAACAUUAGGUUCGGCGCAUGAAAAGUUUGACGUUUGACCCUGACCUAAACAUGGAUUGUAAAAUAACUGGAUAGGAAACUUCCUGACGUCAUUGACUUCAUCCUUGUUGGAAAACGUGACGUCACGUGUAUUGCGAAUAUUACCAAAGUUCUCGGCAUUUUGUUGUUUUGCUAUAUUUUCCACUUUAAAAGGGUGAUAUUGAAGCAUAAACUGGUCUAAUUGUUUUAAAAACAUGCCUAAGCCACGACAAAGUAUUCAAGGUAAAUGUUUUUCGUCUUUGUUUUGUAUUUUUUUACAUUUGUAGCUACGAAAUUGGCGUCACAAAUUUUAACGAAAUUUGCGAUGUAUUUUUCACUGUUUAGUGCUUGAAAUAUUUGCUAAAAUUGACUGGGAAUACUUAGAUUUUUCAUCGUAGAAUGGCGUGGUUAUAUUUAUUUGCUCUUUGACUAAAAUGUUUAGCUGUAUUAUAGACAUGCCGUUUUUGAGAAUUUGGUAACUUUGCAACUAGGUUUGAACAUCCAACCACGCCAUCAGCCCAUUGAAAACAUUAGGUCACGUCAGCUAGUUUCCUAUCCAUUUAUUUUAUCCAUGACCUAAAGCAGCUAUACGAUUGACGAAAAAGUUUCCACACUCACUUUUAUAUUUUUCGAACUAUUAAUAUUAUAUUACUGGAUCUGAGACUACAGUACUCAUUCAUCAGAAAUUGUGAGAUCAUUAAACUGGAAAAAUCUUGAAGAUAGAGCUGACGUGCUCAGCACUAGUAUUGAAUGAUGUAGUUUCCCAACGACAAAUUAGUGUCAAAAUGCUCCCAAGUUAUCUGCAUGCGCAGUAAAUUUAUUUCAGACCUAUCAAUUUUGGUUCAUUCGAUAAGUUCAUUCCUACUUCUUUUGUUCUUCGAUGCCCGAACAUACUGUAACAUGCGAGGCUCUAAUCGCAAAUAUUUUGUCCCUAGACCUAUAAUGUAAAAUGUCUUGUCAUGACAUGUAAAAUAUUUACCUAUAUAUAUUGUCUUUUCUAUUUUUUAGGUCGCACAUAUGCAGAAAAGUGCGAUGUUUAUAGGUAAGUAUACUAUAUAGCUUUGGGAAUCUUACACAAUUAAUGCAUGGAAAAAUAUAGGUCAGAGAGAGAACACGUUUGGAUCCGAACUCAAAAUGACAAAUACACUCGCGGUAAUUUUCUGUGAGGGCAUUACAACUGCGAGGCUGUCAUCGCUAAACUAUACAUUGUUGGUUUUUUACCAUUAUACUGUAUAUUUAAAGGCAAAUGCGAAUGAAAUUUUUUCGUUCUUAUACGUUCGUGUAGUAUUCCUAUUUCCUUUAAGUCUUACUCAGGGACGCCGGAACUGGGGGGCAGGAGGGGCAGCCGCCCCCGUUGCCCUUUACCAGGAGGGGCAAGAGGGGCAAAGGUGCCCUUUCAAUUUACAGAAUUGCCUUGGCGAAAUAGCGAAUUGUCAGAAAUGUUAGUGGAAUUCUUUUACGAAUUUGCUUCAGAAAACGCAAGAAAUGCAGCCACCGAGCUUCAAGAAUAGCACAAUCGCCUGGCGGAGACUCCUUCACACCCCUAUCAUCCAAUAAAUAGAAAACGGAUUAGGCGAAAUUCAACUCCCGAUGUUUUGCAAACAUCUCUUAGUAUAUAUCAAUUUAAAAGUGCCCUUUCACGAAAAUCUGCCCCCCUUGCCUUCACAUCGUUCCGGCGUCCCUGGUCUUACUCUGUUUCUACCAAUAUCAGAAAAAUUCGUUUAAAAGCUGAUGUCGAAAUGGAUAGUUCUAUAACGUUACAUUUGUUAUCUGUUUCUACAUUUCAAAAAUAUCUAAAAAAUGUAUAUAUUGCUACAUAUAUAUAAGUGAGGGGGCUAAAUUUUCGAAUAUGUAGGCUAAAUUUUCGAUAUUUGUUCAGCGGGGGAGGGCAUAUUUCCUCAUGUUACCCUGGGACUUGAAGCAUUAAUUAUAUGGUAACCUUGGUAAUAUUGGUUUAAUAUACAUUUUCCAGUUUUGGAGUGAUAAUAUGGCAGAUAAUAUGGCAGAUAAUAUUGUGUUAAUACAUUUUCCAGUUUUGGAGUGAUAAUAUGGCAGAUGGUGUCGCGACGUAAGCCUUAUGAUGCUAUAGGUGGUCCUGCUUUGAGAGUAAUGUGGGCAGUUUAUCACGGUAAGUUCUUUCAAAACCGAAUAGAUGUCGCCGUAGCAUUUGUUCUGCAGACAAUCGAAAGCAUCCCAAGAUAGCAAUCCUGCGGAAAGCAUCCCAUCUCCUGCAGCAUGGCCUGCCCCUAAUCAUAUAACCCCUAUACUUUAACUCAGUUUGACUUUAGGGUUGGCAAUCUACCCGUCCAAUUAAAGGUGCUAGACUAGGUCUGCCCCCAAUUUCAUGAUGCUUCCCUUAGAGUAAUUUUGAAAUGAGAUCUUCAUCUUCUGAAAACGUGAUUCUUAGCGCGGUCAAAAGAACACGUGUAAAACUGCACGCUCAAGUGACGAAAUGCCGUGCGUCAAUAGAUAGAAUCUGUAAUGGUGUAAGCCUCCCUAUUGAUAGGUCAGGCUGGGAUAAAUGUAAGGAAUAACACAUGUUGUAGUUUGGAGGGGAAAAUGGAUAUCAAUUCUAUCAUAACUAGUCCAGCAUUUAGAAGAAUUUAAAGGCCAGAAGUACCUAUUGUGAUUGUGUUACUGCAUAUCAUUUGCAUGUAGCAAAGCAAACACAACUGCAAGCAACAAGUUUCUUCUCGGAUUGAAACGUUUCAAAUGGCUACACCGAUGUCACGUUGUUAUUUAAAGAAAGGACUCAUUUCUUCUCACAAUGCCGGACACUUUCCAUUCAGAAAACGAGAACAGAACUUUUCAUCCCAGAAAAAGGGCAGCAACAUUUCUAUUCUUAAAAGUGAUGGGUACAAUAUGAUGUACAUCUGCCACUACCGACCAUAAAUCUUCUAACUAGAUAUUCUUUCACUAUAGGCACAAGGCCUUCUCCAAUUCAAGGGAUGCCGAAGCCACUAGAAACACUUAUGACUCGGUACGUUAUAUAAAUUAUUUCAAUAUUUAUUUUAAGAGUGGUUUAUCUUGCAUGAUAUGAGUGAAUGUGGGUGACGUUCACACCUAUAGCAUGUGUUGAUUUUUGUAUCGACAAGGUUAGUACGCCCCUUGGAAGCCCUGGAAAACCCUGGAAUUUGUCUUCAGUCCUGGAAACUCCUUGAAAAGUCAUGGAAUUUUAAAGCGAGCCCUGAAAAAGCCUGGAAACUAAACUUGUGUAUAAUAUCGUUCUGUUAUUAGUGAUAUUAUACAUUAUUUAUAUUGAAAAACUUGUCGACUUAGAAAGUUCUUGAAAGUCCUGGAUUUUUCAAAUUAUGAAGGUAUACGAACCUUCGAUCGAUAUGAAAAUGUGGUAGUUGGAAGCACUCUAUUGCUCGCAAAAAGCACAAUUAAGAUACUAGCAUGAUAGCAUGAAAAUGUAGAUCAUGCCCAACUUAAAGUCCCAGUUGAAAUCAACAAGCGGUCCGUAAAAACCUACCCGGACCGUGGUCCGUAUUUUCCGUAUCUGGACCGGUGUCCCGGAUGUCGUUUAUCUGGCGGGAAAUUUUUGGUUUGCAAACAGAAACAUUUUUUGCUUUUUAAUUUUCCAGUUGUGUGUCAUUAAAAUUUACAGAUAAAAAUUUCAAACAACCAAACUGUUUUUGAUUGAGCAUGCAUGCCUACCGUAUAUUGUUACCCAGUGAAACUGACGAUAGCCGAUGUAACACGCGCGAAAAGCAUAUGCUAUAAUAAUAAACCGAUUAUUGACCUCGCUUUUUCGGUCUGUACUGUGAAAUAUCAGACCUCUGUUUUUUGCAUGGAUCUCGCUCCUUCGUUGCUUGGUCCAUACUAACAAACCUCGGUCUAAUAUUUCACAGUACAGACCUCACGCUCGGUCAAUAAGCCGUUGAUAGUUCUUGCAAUGUGGGUGCAGACUCCAUAUACUCAAAUAAAAUCCGAUGAAAAAUUUUGUACCUUUUUCUAGAUGCUGGGACAAAGAACCUGAUAAACGACCUUCAUUUUCGAAAAUUGUUCCUUUUCUCACUCACUUUAUGCAGGUUUGUAAGUUUUAGUUUUUAUUAAGUAAGUCCGCGAGGGUGUGCUAAUUCCCUUACUUGCAACUGGGAGCUAAGCUGAAUUACGAAGGAUGCAGCUUAACCUGAUCGAGUCGAACACUUUGUAAGGGCGCCUCUGCAGGGGUGGAAAAAAUAAGCGAGCACGCGAGCACUGCUCGCAAUAAAUGUUAAACAGCUGCAGGAAAUUCCUUUGAAUGAAGAUUUGCUAUUGAAAAUUUGAAGGAAACCUUCGCCACCGUGUCCCACUAUGGGCGCAACAACAUAUGGUUGACAGACAUUAUUCCUUGAAUUUGAAACAAUGAUCAGCUAGAACACUAUAUGUUUAUGCACAUGCAGAUUUAGCACAAAAAUACUCCGUUGGUCUGCAGGAAAUUUUUGUCUCCAGGUUGUGCUCCCAGGAAGAAAAUUCUUUUUCCCUGCCCUGCGCCUCUGACUCAUGCCUGAUCACGGAUCACAGCUACGCUGGAAGGCUCAGUUCGAGCUAAUCCCAGCCCACUCUGUCAACAGUGGAAUUGAACCGGAGAAAACCCAGACUCUUUUCGCAUGAGUCUGGAACGAGCAUCGCGAGGUGAAAGGCGCUUGCCCUGACGAUCGCUCCACUGAAUUUCCAUUGCCAAUAGACCUUAUUCAUAAAUCGUGAUGAGGCCUCGUAUCCUAGGAAACGGGGGAAAAACGCGGGAAAAUUGACAAAAUGUUUUUUGCUGUCGGCUAUGGCAGCUUUUUUUCGUGAAUAUUACGGCUUUUUUCGAAAAUAAUAUCUAUAAAACUGAGCUUGAAAGUUGAAAAAGAUACUUCUGAGAAAAUAUAACAUGAUAUUUAAAGCAAAAGAUGCUGGAGUCAAUCGAAAAAGGAAACCUUUGACUUUGUAUUAUUGCCAAGUUUGUAUCGCAAAAACAAACAACCAACAAGGCUACAAAACGUCUAUACAACACUAAAAUUGUAAGAAAUAUGAAACUACAUUCUUGAAGAAACAGGAUUACAACUCACUCAGGUAAUGUAGCCUUCAUUUUUUAAACUUGUAAGCUGCUUGCAGAAUGUUAUCGAGCCACAGCCAUAGUUCAUAUUUUUCCGUACGAACCAAUAACAUUUGACGUUCUCUUGUGAUUUUUGACCUGUUGUUUUCUUUCAUAUUAAUGUCAAAUUCGAAAAAUUAUACUUUCAUUCCAUAGUUGUCUUGAUUUUUCACGGAAUAACCUUUAUAUUGACAUUAAAAUCUCAGUAAAAUACUGUUUUUUGCUUCUGGAUAAACACCAUCGCUAGGUUGUCAUUUAUUCCAAACAAAAACGGGAAAAACCGGUCGCUUUUAUAAUAUACUCGUUUACAGCUUUCGUCGUGGGCACAAAGUCUUAAAAUAGACACAAAACUCGCUAUAAAUCGCAAAAAGCAACAAGAAACAAGCCGUUAAAGUCGACACAAUAGCAUCUGAAUUUGGCUUGUCAAGCAGUUUUCGCUUGUUUUCCCGCGUUUUGUGCCCGUAUCCUAGGAUACGAGGCCUCGUCACGAUUUAUGAAUAAGGUCUCAUCCGUAUAUGUCCAAUACUGUCGUAUCGUCACGAAUCGUUAAACAACCUUGUCAAAGAAGUUAAAUCGUCAUAUUUUCAUGAAUACUACAUUUAAUUUAAGUUUAAAAUUUACGGCAGUUUUUAUUCUUUUUUCAAUAAAUGAUGUCACAGACAGCGUACGAAUUAAUUACCCACGAUCCUUUGUUCUGACGCAAGCUAUAAAAACGCUCUGACGUCAUAAUGUAGUUUGUCAUAAUUGAUUGACUGAAACUGCGCACUUUCAUAUCUCUCGCGGAAACUUUCCAAACAUCUUUUCUGAUAAAACAAAUUAUGCAGGAUCAAGCGGAAUAUGACGAGGCUUUCCAAUGUGAAGAGACUGAAAAAGAGUUGCUACGGAAUUAGUAAAAUUCGAAAUUUAUGGCAAGCAAGCAACUUUUGAUGGUUUAAUAGAAAUCGCAAAGAAAAAUUUGGAGGAAACUAAAGCUCGUGUGUAAGAACUAAAAACUUUCUCGAAGGGUGAACAUAAUAAAGAAGGUAUACAAAUUACUCUUUAACCUGAAACUAUUUUAUUAUAAAUAACGUUAACAAUUUCACUUCUUUCUGAUUCGCAUUUUACGCGUCGCGCAAGAUAAAUUUGUUUUUCCGUUACUAUGCAACCAGC